AGCCGCCUUAACUGCGGCUGAUGAACCGGUUGUGUAGCCGGACGCCAGAGGGGAGCCGCCGGAGAGGGGAGGCAACGGUCGUCGACCCACUCGGCAGUGCCACGUCCCGCAGUCGCGUCAAACCCUAUCAGCACGACACCCGCGCACGCGCAUCUACCUAUUUACAAUAUUUCCGCAUACGAUAACCAGUUACUUUGUGCUGUCAAUAAACAUUUAACUACAGUCCGCUGUUUGCUUCGCCACCAUAUGGUCCUUCUCACCUUGUCUACAUGAAAUAGCGACCAGCAGUACAAAGGAACAAAGAAAGUUAACGGACCCAAACCGGCCACGUAACAUUCUUCGAGUUGUCGCCUGAAUCCUUCAAGUCAUCGUGCCUGCUUUCUUUUGGUUGUCGUGGAGUGCGUUCUGAAGGUCUUGGAUUUACCGCCUGAAGCCAUCCACCAAAUCAGGGACCACUUGGAGGGUCAUCGGGAUUGCGGAUCAUCAACUUCGGUUGCGCGUGAUCAGCAUCAACGCACACGAUUCGUCGGGCAACGAGGCUACGUGUUAAUUUCAUUCAUCACCUGUGGAUGGCAUAACAACCGACGAGUUGGAGAUGUUGGCGGACGACCCCGACGAGCAAUAUGCGGAACGCGAAGAAUUUGAUAAACUAUACUGCAGUCUAGUGGCUACUGCUCGCCAGCUGAUCACUAUCGCGCGCAGAGAGUUGAAUGCAGACAUCGCGUCCGAGCGCUCGUGAAUGUGGUGGAUACUAACGGAAAGCUCCAUACCGCACGGGUCUUGCUGGACAACGGGAGCACAGCCAACUUUGUUUCAGAGGAUUUCUGCCGUAAGCUGCACCUUUGUACUUUGAAUACCAAAUCCAGAGUGUUUGGCAUCAAUAAUCAGUCUUCAAACUGCACAAAAUCAUGCAAUUUUAAAUUACAGUCAUUAGAUAAGGUAUACGAAGUCAACAUAGAAUGCUUUGUAUUAUCUAAAAUAAGUACUAAGCUACCAUCAACUUAUGUUGACACAAGGAGCUUUCAAAUACCCACUGGCAUUCGUCUUGCCGAUCCUACUUUCAAUUGUCCGUCUUCAGUCGACAUCUUAGUUGGCGCAGAAAUAUUUUGGGAAAUUUUAGGCGCGAAUCGUAUCAGUUUAGGAAAGAACAAACCUUCUUUAUUUGAAUCUAAGUUAGGCUGGUUGAUUUCCGGCUUAUUUAUAAACUCAAAUCAUAAUAAUGACUCUUCUUCUCCCGUGUGCAUGUUUUCAGACAACACACUAUCAGAUUUGUCUCGAUUUUGGGAGCUUGAUACUAUUUCUUCAAAACACAAACUCACUCCCGAAGAGAAGCGCUGUGAGCAGAUAUUUGCGGAUACCACGUAUCGAGAAUCUGAUGGUCGUUUCGUGGUGACUCUACCCCUCAAAGAGCCACCCACCAUUCUAGGUGACUCUUACAACAUGGCCAGGCAUAGGUUUAUCUCUUUAGAACGUAGAUUACAAAAAAAUCCAAUUCUUCAGAAACUCUAUUUUGACUUCAUGCGUGAGUACAUAGAGCUAGGUCAUAUGACUGAAAUUAAUUCUUUUGAUUGGAACUCUACAGAGCCAUCUUAUUACUUGCCACAUCAUGGAGUCAUGAAGGAGUCGAGUUCCACUACGAAACUGCGUGUCGUAUUUGACGCGUCUGCAGUUACUACGUCGGGAAAGUCUUUCAACGACAUCCAAAUGAUAGGAGCCACUCUUCAAGACGAUUUACAAUCGAUUCUUCUUCGAUUCCGCCAGCAUAGAAUUGCAGUGUCAGCGGAUAUUCAGCAAUUCUAUAGACAGCAUCUUGUCACUUCUCCACAACGAUGUCUGCAACAGAUACUAUGGAGAGAAAGCCCUAGGACACCGUUGAAAACAUACGUACUUAAUACAGUCACCUACGGUACGGCAUCUGCACCUUUUCUCGCAACUAGGUGUCUGUUACAACUAGCGCAUGAUUGUAAUAACAAGGCCAUUCAAUUUACAAUCGAACAUGAUUUUUAUGUUGAUGAUUAUUUAUCAGGUUCAUCAUCUGUCGAAGAGGCGAUACAUCAAUGUCGUGAAGUUAUCGCUGUCUUACAAUCAGCUCAGUAUAAUCUGCGUAAGUGGCAUUCUAAUUCCGUGGAAGUCAUGCAGCACUUUCAUGGAAUUAAUUGUGAUACACAAGGCUCUGUUGAUCUAAGCUACAACUUUAACGAGAUUUCUAAAACAUUAGGCCUCAACUGGAAAUUAUUUAAUGACACAUUUUCUUUUACAAUUAAUUUAAAGCACACUGACAUUAUUUCAAAACGACACAUUUUAUCUACGAUUGCACAAAUAUUUGAUCCCUUAGGUCUUGUAGCACCAUGCAUCGUGGAAUCUAAAAUUAUCAUGCAACAGUUGUGGUUAGCUAAAUGUACUUGGGACGAACCUGUUUCUGAAGACAUACAAAGGUCUUGGGAGAGUUUUCAAAAUACUCUUCCAUUGUUAAACAACAUAGAGAUUCCACGUUGGAUUUCAUGUGACUCUCCUAUAAAACUGCAAUUGCACGUGUUUACAGAUGCGUCUGAGCGAGCUUACGGUGCCUGCGUCUUCGUGCGCAGCAUACAUGCCGAUGGCUCUGUUCACGUUCAUCUACUUAGUUCCAAGAGCAAGGUAGCUCCUAUAAAACCAGCUACUAUGCCCCGACUCGAACUAUGUGCAGCCUUGAUGGGCGCUCGAUUGCAUUCUAAGGUACUUCAAUCACUUACCCUAAAAUUCAACGAGUCAGUGUUCUGGUGCGACUCUACCAUAGUGUUGGGCUGGCUAUCGAUGACACCCUCGAAUCUUAAACCUUUCGUCCGUCAUCGUAUCUCUGAAAUCCAGGACAUUGUCGGUGGUGACUGUUGGCGCUACGUUCCUUCAGCAGAAAACCCCGCAGACCUCGUCUCACGAGGACUCUCAGCUGACAAGUUAGCUCACUCUUCUUUAUGGUGGUCAGGGCCACAGUUUCUACAACAAGACCAAUCAAUUUGGCCGCAAUUUCCACGAUCGCAUGACAAGUCUACGUUACCAGAGACAGUUAGAAUUUUUCAUGUCAACGUCGACGGUGAAAAUGUAAUUUCUACACUUUUCAAUCGGUGUUCAAACUUUAACGCAUUGCAACGCAUCGUAGCCUUUAUGUCACGGUUUCUUAAAAAUUGCAAAUUACAAAAUCAAAAUCGUACAUUUGGUCCACUAACAACAUGCGAAUUAAAUAAUUCAUUAAAUUUAAUUUUAAAAAUCUGUCAACAAGAAUCAUUCCCUGAGGAGUACAAUCUUCUCACUUCAGGUAAACUAUUACCUCCUAAAAACAAACUCUUAUCAUUAUCGCCUUUUCUUGACGAUAAUAAAAUUAUUCGAGUAGGGGGCAGGCUUCAUAGUUCCUUUUAUGACUACAAUGUUAAACAUCCUGUUCUUCUUUGUAGCUCGAAUCGAAUCUGUAAUUUAAUAUUUCAAAUGUUUCAUCAUAAAUUAUUUCAUGCAGGGCCUCAACUGUUACUUGCCUCCAUUCGUCAUCACUACUGGCCCAUCGGUGGUAGAAAUCUAGCCAGGAAGACAACACAUCAAUGUGUAAAAUGCUCUAGAAUCAAGGCUAACACAAUCCAACCUAUCAUGGGCAACCUUCCAGUGCAGCGUUUACAUCUAGAAUUUCCCUUUUUAGAUACAGGUGUCGAUUACGCCGGUCCUAUCAUGAUAGCUGACCGCAAGGGCAGAGGUUGCAGGCUCGUCAAGAGCUUUAUAUGUGUAUUUGUGUGUUUGGCCACAAGAGCAGUUCACCUUGAGCUUGUUUCAGACAUGACAAAAGAAGCUUUUUUAGCAGCUCUCAACCGAUUUAUUGCUCGGAGGGGGAAACCACGCCACAUCUUCUCGGACAAUGGUAGUACUUUCGUCGGGGCCUUCAAUGAGCUAGCGCAGCUUCUAGCACAGGAUCUCGACCUAAAUAGAAUCGAUCCAGGUAUAACCUUUUCGUUUAUUCCGGCAUAUACUCCACAUUUCGGUGGACUAUGGGAAUCUGCCGUCAAAUCCACCAAAUAUCAUUUAAAACGAAUCUUAAGCCUUACGUACCUCACCUUUGAAGAAAUGGCAACUUGCCUUAUUCAGAUUGAAUCUAUAUUAAAUUCUCGUCCUCUAACUCCUAUAUCCAGUGACCCGUCAGACCUCACUCCACUUACACCCGCACACUUCCUUAUUGGGCGAUCUUUACUGACGUUGCCUCAUCCACAGGUCACCAGAGCCAGUGUGUCCUCGCUUCAGCGAUUCCAGAGAAUCGAAUAUCUGAAGCAACAUUUUUGGAAUCGCUUCUCAAACGAAUAUGUUCUCUGGCUUCAGGAAAAAUCCAAAUGGCAUCGCUCUACCAGAGAAGAACUAAAGGAAGGGGCUCUCGUUGUAAUCAAGGACAUGACCUCUCCGCCUCUUAUGUGGCUGAUGGGACGAGUCAUCCGUGUGCUACCAGGGAGUGACGGCGUCGCAAGAGUUGCAGACAUACGCACACGCAAGGGUGUGCUCAGACGGGCAUUCAAAACUAUUUGCCCCCUGCCUCUACAGUGACUCUACCUUGAAGACCACGGCUCUUCAACAGGGGGAGCAUGUUGGAGCCGCCUUAACUGCGGCUGAUGAACCGGUUGUGUAGCCGGACGCCAGAGGGGAGCCGCCGGAGAGGGGAGGCAACGGUCGUCGACCCACUCGGCAGUGCCACGUCCCGCAGUCGCGUCAAACCCUAUCAGCACGACACCCGCGCACGCGCAUCUACCUAUUUACAAUAUUUCCGCAUACGAUAACCAGUUACUUUGUGCUGUCAAUAAACAUUUAACUACA
Molecule: messenger RNA, 4818 nt
Organism: Leptidea sinapis
Lineage: Eukaryota; Metazoa; Arthropoda; Insecta; Lepidoptera; Pieridae
Exons: 3
Coding region: 1243-4551 (1102 amino acids)
Biological process (GO): DNA integration
Molecular function (GO): nucleic acid binding
Source: RefSeq, a predicted model, not a curated record